Nyctereutes procyonoides (raccoon dog) is the source of this 1812-nucleotide messenger RNA. Its product is annotated as rho guanine nucleotide exchange factor 18-like. Lineage: Eukaryota; Metazoa; Chordata; Mammalia; Carnivora; Canidae. The transcript is spliced from 13 exons. Bases 1 to 1812 code for a protein of 603 amino acids. The record is from RefSeq and is a predicted model, not a curated record.
AUGGCUAACUCGGCGCUCAACCACUCCUGGCCGGCCCUCUCCAAGCUGUGGCUGAGGCGGUGGGCCUUCAAGAGAGGUUCUGAGCCCAAGCCGUGUGUCCAGCCCUUCGACUCUGGAGCUGCAGCCUCAACCACCGAGAGCAGCGGCAGACCCUGGAGGCCCGAGCACCCAGACUUCCCCACCAUGGAGGACGAGCAGGAGGAUGGUAUUCCCCAGUUCUGCGACAGCUUGGAGGAUCUGGAUCUGGGAGCCCUGCAGGGCAGCGAGUAUCUCCAGGACCUGGGCCUUGGGGCCUUUGCCGACAGCCAGCCAGAGGGGCCCAGGGACAGUGGCCCCACCAGCGAAGAGGCUGGAGGAGAAUCCACCCUCUCCAGCUCAGCAGAGCCGCAGACCCUGCCUCGGAGACGCAGCUGGGAGAGGUCACGGAGCUGCUCUGAGAGCUGGGAAAGGCUCAGCUUCAAUGCCUCGGCUGUGAACGAGGGGCCCUGUCUCCCUCGGACACUGGCCAGCCUUGCUCUGAACCAGCCGGGAGAGGAUCUGCAGGCCUGGACCAAAGAGUGUCUGUCCAGGGCUGGGACCCCAGCAGAGCACCCAGGCAAGGAAUGUGACAGCCCUGAGAAAAGAGUGAGGUCACGGUCGGUUCCCCUGUCCUUCGAUGAGAUCAGCUCCCUGGAAAUCUCUCGGGCUUUGGAGGUGCCCACUCCAGCUCCUCAAGGUCUGGCGCCCCCGGUGCUGGAGUGCAUGGAGAAGGACCAUGUGGAACCAGAGCAUGUGCUGAUUGUCCAGCAGGUGCUUGAAGAACUUCGACAUUACCACGGGGCUCGGCAGAGAGCUCGCUUGUCCGUCAGCCCCGCAGGAGGCCACUCAAACCUCACCUGGUUUGAGUUCCUGUCUGAGAGCGAGGACGGUGCCAGCAAGACUGAGCGGCGUGACAGGAGCACCAGGGUGAAGCGCAGACUGAGCUCCCUGCGCUGUCGGGUCACCAGGCAGAAGGAGAAGGGGAAGAACCCAACGCCUGCAAAGGACAAGGGUCAGGAUGCUAGAGAGAGGAAGGAAUGUAUCAACGGGCACCAGCUGGCGCAGGGAACCUUCCUCGGCCACCCCAGCUGCCCCCUGUGUGGCAAACCCUUUCUGAGCUCUGGACAAAGCCAGGGCCACCUCCCCCAGGAAGCUUGGAUUGUGGAUUGGGCGACUGUAUCAGUGUCUGAGUGUCUCUUAGGCCAGUUGCUGUCCUCCAAGGGGACGUUGGCGAUAUCUGAAGGCAUUUCUGUUGUGGUGGUCAGGACUGGGACGUGCCCGGGCGCCCCCACCCCCACCCCCGCGGAUCCCCCCCCGAGGAUCGCCCUUAUCCCCAUCGCGAGGACCCUCCCGGUUCGGUCCCGGGGUCCCCCACAAGACCCCCCUCCCCGCCGGGUCCCCGCGCUGCCCCUGGCAAAGUCUGCAGCUCCCUGGCCCCGCGAGCCCCCGCGAGCCCCCGCGAGCCCCCGCGAGCCCCCGCGAGCCCCCGCGAGCCCCGCCCCCUUCCGGGGCCACGCCCCCUGUCCCGCCUUCGGGGCGGGGUCGCGCUUGCGCAGCUCGCCCGCGCGGCUUCCCGCUUCCGGCCCCGGGGCCGCGGGCCACUGUGGAUCGGAGGAGUGCAUGGGGGCUCUGGCUGGCGAAUGCGGGGGUGCGGACGAUGCCCGGCGGCCCUCUCGGAGCUCCUGCCCUAGGGCGGUGCAGCCUCCCCCGGCUCGGGAGCGGGAGGUCACCAGGCUCCGGGUUGAGGAGCGCCCGGGGCAGGACCGGGGCCGUAGUGAUAACCGUCAGCCGUAA